GUGCCUGUAAAUCGGCGCGCGUCGCUCGCGUCUUAUUCAUUCUGUGCCAGGCAGCCGUCAGGACGCGUUACUCUCCGUUACUCUGCGUUACUCCGUUACUUCACCGUCUUCAGCGACACUUUAUUAUUAUUAUUCUUACAGCGAAUAAUAAAGACUGCAAAAAUCUACUUCUUGAGUCAUUUAAUGCACCGAGAGAUCCGACAUUUAUCAAAUCCUCCUGCGUCACUGACACCUCAGCUCAUUUUGGGCCCUUUAAAUCAGAUUUUUUUAUUUUAUUUACGCUUUUGUUUUUAUUUUAUUUUUGCAAAGCUGAAAAUGAAAACCAAAUUCAUCAACGGGGUUUCUUCUUCCCCCUCCAUGUCUCUGGGUCUGCUGGUGACCGAGAACGCCCUCCAGGUCCAGCCCGACACCGUGGAGGAGGAGGAGAGCUGCAAGGAGCAGCUCAUCCGCCCCGACGACCAGCCCGACUCGGACACCCGCGCCAAGGCUUACCUGUGGUGCAGGGAGUUCCUCCACGGAGCCUGGAAGAGCCUGUCCGAGGAGGACUUCCAGAUCACCGUCAUAAGGGGUGGUCUGAGCAACAAGCUCUUCCUGUGCAGCCUCCCCGACGGCGCCCAGUCUGUCGGGGACGAGCCGAGGAGCGUCCUGCUGCGCCUCUAUGGGGCCAUCCUGCAGAUGUCCUGUAAUAAAGGAGAUUCCCGACAGUCAAACAAAGAGAAUCAAUUCCAAGGGGCGGAGGCCAUGGUCUUGGAGAGUGUGAUGUUUGCCAUCUUGGCGGAGAGGGAGCUGGGACCUAAACUCUACGGUAUCUUCCCUCAGGGCCGACUGGAGCAGUACGUCCCUAGCCGUAAACUGGACACCUGUGAGCUGAGCGACCCCAGUAUCUCAGUGGAGGUUGCAGAGAAGAUGGCCAAGUUUCACAGGAUGAGGAUGCCCUUCAACAAGGAACCCAAGUGGCUGUUUGGAACCAUGGACAAGUACUUGAGCCAAGUCAUGAGGCUGAACUUCACCAGGGAGUCCCACCUGCGUCGCUUCAACCGUCUGCUCAGCUACAACCUCCCGCAGGAGAUGGAUAUGCUCAAGUCUCUGCUGGAUUCGACUCACUCUCCUGUCGUGUUCUGCCACAACGACUGCCAAGAAGGAAACAUUUUGCUGCUGAAGGGUCGUCAGAGCUCAGACAAACAGAAGCUGAUGCUUAUUGAUUUUGAGUACAGCAGCUACAAUUACAGAGGAUUCGAUAUUGGAAACCAUUUCUGCGAAUGGAUGUACGAUUACAACUGUGACGAGUUUCCCUUCUUCAAGGUCGACGCCCAGGCGUACCCUUCAAAGGCGCAGCAGCUCGUCUUCAUCGAAAGCUACCUGCGCGAGUUCGACACCGGGUUCGACAACCUGAGCGAGGAGGACCAGAUGAAAGUGAAGGAGGAUUUGUACGUGGAGGUCAACAGGUUCGCUCUGGCGUCACACUUCUUCUGGGGCUUGUGGUCCAUCAUCCAGGCCCGGCUCUCCACCAUCCAGUUUGGAUACCUGGAGUACGCCAAGGCCCGAUUUGACGCCUACUUCCAGCAGAAGAAGAUCUGGGCUGUCUAACGCUGCGAGAUGAUCGGAUUGGAUCAUCGCCACGUUCAGCCAAAACAGGCAGGAAGACGGAGGACGGCGACCACACAGGCUCCACGCUUUAAAACUUAAAACUCCCUGCCUCAAGAGGAUUCGCUGGCGACUGUUGGUUGUUGUGUUUACCAAAGGCCGAAACUUGAUCAUGUGGCUAUAGGUGCUUUAAAAGUACACGAUGCAUUUACAGCUCAACGUUUACACUGCGUAACUCCCCGAGAGCCAAAAAAAAAAAAAGAAACAUCUACUAACCUUCAUCAGGGGUCAGAGCUGCUCUCUGCUUCUGCCUUAUUCCAACCAUAUCACUAACGCGAGGAAGAGAAGGGCGGAUUUCGGUUACAGCUAGAUUGGAAAUUAACAUUGCAUCAAUGUUUAUGUAUUGAUCAUUCCCUUAUGGAAAUGCUCUGGUAGACCUCUCUUGGUAGAUUCCUGCUUACAGAAGCAGCCACUUGCUAACUAUGUAUAUUAUAUAUAGAUCUCAAUGUGCCAGUAACCUGGCCCUAUCUGUUACUGAUGGGCUGACUUGAUCGACAGGUCUACUGUAGAUAUUACAUACACACACAUUCACUUCAGGCCAGGGUGAAUACACUUUGUGUUUUCAAAUAUGUAAAUAGUUCUUUUUUUUGUUUGUUUUUCUGAAGACAUGAAAGUAUUUCAGUCACAAUCAGGUCCGGUUUCUUUGUGGCUUCCUUGCUAAUAAUGGUUACACCCAUCAGCUGUGAUUUUGCUCAAACUUUUGGUGACUUUUAUGGCAUUUAUGGUAGAGCCAACAUCUCCGCAUAGUUUGCAUUCCAGCCUGGGGAAUUGUUACUAAGCUCUCUGUCGCUGUUGCAGCUCUGUUAAAGGAGCGUUUCGUAAAAUGUGGCUUUUACUGUCUAGUCAACAAGUCCACUACUGAGAGCUGAGUCAUUGCUGUGAAUCACCCGCACUCAUAUUGGGGCUAUUGUCUGCUUAAAGUCUUACUUCAUGCACAUUUAACAGUGAAGCACUGUGACUUCCCACAUGGGUUCUACCUCGCCCCAUCAAGUCAUUACAAGUGCACCAAACACUUAAAAACUAUGUUGUUGUACACAAAUUCAUCAUAUGCUGCUGAGACAGCCUUUAUUUUUAGUUUAUCUUCUUUGCUGGAAACCAGCAUUAGCAUUACUUGUGCAUAUUCGACUUAAUUAGAAACACUUUCAAUGCUUGAAAUGUUUCCAACAUUGGACGGGUUGUGGCACCCAGUAAAGAGGAACAAACUAAAAUUGACCUUUUUCCCGCUACGCCUGUCAAGCUUUCGAAUGUCACGCCAACAGAUACGAAGUUUACGAUAGAACCACGGCCGGUUUAACACUUUUAUUUGUCCCCUUUGAAAAUAGGAUUCUCAUUUUCAGCCAAUGUCCAUUGAUUUUGUCGCUAGCAGAUCGUAUCAGCUGUUGUUAGCCAGCUAGCUAGCUAAAUAAGCUAACGUGUAGCGACAUUGUUCUUGGAUCGCAACCUAGAGCUAUUUGCCUAUAAGAUAAUGUAGCUGCUUGGUUUACAUAUAAGUAUAUUUGAAUGUAAGUUAGAGGUUAAACCUGUCCAAAAUCAAACAAAGCGUAGGACAGGGUCGCUAACGUUAGCCAAAACCCCGAUAGCAUCAAAGACUAGCUUCCACCUAGCCGUGAAUGUUAACGUAACCCCACAAACGAAUGUGUCGCCAGACGACAUCCUCUUCCGCCUGACAAAUAAAGCUCAGUUACCGGUGGUAAAUUAGGUGCUAAGCUAGUUAGCUCCACAUGCUAGCUACGUAUGUUUACGUCAGAGCAGACAAACACAGUUUAAUGUUGCGUUUGCUCUUUUGUUUCUAGUUCUUUGUCACCAAACUCUUUACGUGCUUUAAGUACGGAGAAAAUCCAAAGCUUGAUGGGUUUAGCGAAGGCGAUUUCAAAAGCUAAAUAUCUGCUGUACUCGGAUCUGUCACUACUUGUUUACCACAACACGUCUCGACGCGCAGCUUUAAAAACACUUAUUGCACUGUACAAUGUGACUGUGCUGCUACACGUAAAAGCUGUGCAAACACAACAAACGCUCAUUCCCACUUGUAGCGUUUUCAUUCAUCCCUGUUUAACCUCCGUGAGCAAGCCGGAUCUUUAGCCUGGAAGCCACCAAAAUGAAAAUUGUGACUCUCGCGAUGAUAUGGACCAGUCGUCUGAUAACUGGAAAUCCCGGAGAUGUUUGAAUGUCUGCUGUGGCACUUUUUGAUCUGAGGUCCGUGAUGAACCCUUAAAACCCCCCCAACAUUAUAUGUACUUCAGUAUUUACGUGUUUAAUCAUUCGGGGGUUGUUGAACUGUGACUCUUUUUAAGUUGUUUUAUUUUACAUGCAAGUGUAUUUUGUUGUUAUAGUUUUGAAUUUAUGUUGCAUUAAAAUGGAAGUAGGGAUGCACCUACAGUAUGUGCAAUGGAUUAUACUGAACGGCCAUUUAAAUUUGUGUUACUGGUGUUACCGGUGAGGCGAUACUUUAAAACAUUCUCACUUUCUCCUACCAAACUUUUGUUGUCUUUGGUUUUUGCCCUGGCAGUUCACAACAUUUUGUUUUAUAUAUAUAUAUAUAAUUGUUUUAAAAAUAAAAUGGACACCAUGAUCUGUAACUAAAGUACAUUCCAUAAUUGUCACUAGCAGUAUCAUGUACACGGACCAAAAGGUGAUCUGAUUGGUUCUUCAGUAGAGAACAAACAAACCCUCGCCAAUGUUUAGACCAUGUAUGUAACAAAAAUAAAGAGGGUGAAAAAAAAUUAUCCAAAUAUAAAGAAUGAUAAACUCGUAUCAUUCCUGAGAAUGUACAUUGUGUUGACGUCAUAAAUACGGCACUCAUAACCGCACAUCAUCAUGUGACUCACACCUUUGCUAUCUAUGCAGCUAUUACCGAAUGCAUAACGUACUCAUGAAAACAAUCUUUGUAAUUUAAAAUGUUUGGGGUGAACGGCUGCAGCAUGUAAAUUUACUUAAAUGCUUUGCCCAAAUAAAAAUUAAAGAGAAAAC
This is a messenger RNA of Larimichthys crocea (large yellow croaker), 4611 nucleotides long. It is a transcript of the gene chka, whose product is annotated as choline kinase alpha. Gene Ontology annotation, cellular component: cytoplasm. Gene Ontology annotation, molecular function: ethanolamine kinase activity; choline kinase activity. Lineage: Eukaryota; Metazoa; Chordata; Actinopteri; Sciaenidae. The record is from RefSeq and is a predicted model, not a curated record. The transcript has 12 exons. Bases 184 to 1587 code for a protein of 467 amino acids. Gene Ontology annotation, biological process: phosphatidylethanolamine biosynthetic process; CDP-choline pathway.